Molecule: messenger RNA, 906 nt
Organism: Penicillium longicatenatum
Lineage: Eukaryota; Fungi; Ascomycota; Eurotiomycetes; Eurotiales; Aspergillaceae
Product: DnaJ domain protein
Exons: 2
Coding region: 1-906 (301 amino acids)
Cellular component (GO): nucleus; cytoplasm
Molecular function (GO): heat shock protein binding
Source: RefSeq, a predicted model, not a curated record
AUGACGAAAGCCACAGAAAACGAGCGAAUCCCUGAGGAGCCGCCCUCAGUGGAGGAGGACCUCUACAAGAUCCUAGGUGUCGAGUCAAACGCAACCCCCGAAGCAAUCAAAUCUGCCUACAAAAAGAGUGCAUUAAGGCAUCAUCCUGACAAGGUCAGCGAAGAUGCCCGUGACGCAGCCCACGCAAAAUUCCAACAGAUCGCCUUAGCCUACGCCGUCCUAUCAGACUCACGCCGGCGCAAAAUCUACGACCGCACUGGAAACACUGAAGAGGUCCUUGGCGAAGAUGGCGACUUCGACUGGAUGGAGUUCUACCGCGAACAGCUCUCCGCAAUGCUAGACACAAAAGCGAUUUCCGACUUCCAGAAGAAAUACCAAAACUCCGACGAGGAGAAGCGCGAUUUGUUGGAGGCUUAUGAAAAACACUCAGGUGAUCUGGACAAGAUCUAUGAGUCGGUCAUGCUUUCCAAUGUUCUCGAUGACGAUGAGCGCUUCCGGGCUAUCAUCGACCAGGCUAUUGCGGAUGAGGAGGUGGAAGAUUACAAGAAGUACUCUCAGGAACCGGAGAAGAAGCGAGAGCAGCGCAAGAAGCGUGCGCUGAAGGAGGCCAAGGAGGCAGAGAAACUAGGCAAGGAAGUUGAAGAGAAUAAGAAGAAGAAGUCUGCUGCCGCAUCUAAGGCUUCGAAGGGCUCUGGAGGUGGUGAGGAUGAUUUGCUGGCUUUGAUCACUAAACGGCAGCAGCAGAGAGGUCAGGGAUUUUUGGCACAGCUGGAGGAAAAGUAUGGCCAGCCUAAUGGGAAGAAGCGCGGGCCUGCUGAUGAACCUUCUGAGGAGGCAUUUGCUGCGGUUGGGGCUCGGAAAAAGUCCAAGGAUGCGAAACCCAAGCCAAAGAAGUCCAAGGCGUAG